CCACUUUGUUCUGAAGGCUGGAUUGAACGUUAUCCCCUCGUUAGUAGCUCCUUGAAUGCUGUAUCCAUAGCUCUGCAUUUUCGGUCUUUCUCAUAUCUGAUCUUGGUGUGAUGUGGAACAGAACCUAACUCUUUGGGGAGCUCAUAUUGUUUUUGAUUGAAGAAUGGCACAGCAUCUCAAGUUGAGAGUCAUUGUGGACGACGAUGACUAUAGAAGACUUGAUCUCCAUUCAGGAAUGCCAAAAACUUUGACAGAGUUACACGAUACAAUUUGCCAAGAAUUUGGAAUUGAAACAGACUUUCGUAUUCAGUUCAUGGAUCCUGACUUCAAUAAUGAAUUCAUGAACAUUACAUCAGUACAAGACAUACAGGACAGAAGUACAAUCAAGUUGGUGUACAUGGCUACCCUAACACUAACCCCCAUAAAUGAUGUGGGUUUGAGUCCAUCUUCUUUAAUGCAGAAUGCUCCUAGCACUUCUGGAUCAUCUGGACCACCAGUGAGCAGCCAAACAUCUCCCAUUGUUUCCUCAUCGGCCUCAUUGUCCUCAACAGACUCGGAUAACACAAUCAUUCUGCCACAUUCAGACAAUGAAUUGAGAGCAUGUGCAUGGCCACGUGAAUUCCCCAUUCCUCGCUUUCCAUACAAUGUAGAGGUGCAGCUUCAACGUGGAAAUGAGCGCUUCAGAGAAACUGGCACUCAACUGAAGAUUACUCCGGGGUUGAAGUCUGACAUCUUAGAGAAGCUAGCCGAGGAGAUCUUCCAGUAUACAGCAUAUCCACAAAAUUACCAAAUAGAUGAGGUAGCAGGGGCACUCAUCAAAAAAUUUCCCUGUUUGAAGGAACCAUCUGCCACUGGUUACUAUGGCUGGAUGAUUAGCCUAAAAUAUAAAAUGGCUAAUUACAGGACGAAGAUGCGAAACAUUGGCUGUCCAGAAGUGACUGUAAAUGCUUUGAAAAACAAACGUAGUGAUGAAAGCCUCCCAGCCAAAAAUGUAAAGAAGCCUAAAAAGGCUGAAGUCAACUUUUUUCCUUCACACCCUGCUGGCGAAUCGGAUGAAAGCUUAGAAAAUGUCAGACUUGAACUGUUGAACGAUGUCAAACAAAGAAACAGUGCACUGUGUAUAAAACAGAAGAUGUCAAAAACAUUCUCCUACAGAAGAAAAGAGGUGGUGCAGGAAAAUCCAUCUGCCGGAGAGUUUAAAGCCAGGUGGCCUGCACUUUUUCAUAUUGAUGAGAUAAAUGCUGAAUUCCAGCGCAUAACAACAAUCCCACUUGAAACAACCUUCAUGGCGCAGUUGGACAGCCAUUUACCCCAGCUGACAUCGGUUUUCCAGAAGAAGGGAGGUGUUUCUGGCCAGAAACUAGCCCCACAUCUGGCGAUCUUGCAAGAGGCAACGAGUGAUGUCAAUCUUAAAAGGGCAGCAGUCCUAAAGGCACUUUGCAUCUACCUUGGCGAGGAUGUUGGACAUCUCAUUCAGGAGUAUAAGGACAUUGAAGGAGAUGACAUCCAGAGAGACCUGCAGAAAUCCACCAUGGGCAUAUAUGUCAUCAACAAGGAGGGUGGAGAAAUUGGAGCUCAUGAUGACAUUGGCAUUUAUGUUGAAGGAGUAAUCAUUCUGGACAACAUUGGAUCUGUAGCCCAAGCAUGUGCAAUGAUGCUGGGAGUCAUGUAUGUACUGAACAUGGCUUACCCCAAAGAGCUGAAAUACUCCUAUGAAUUCAUUCAGAAAGUGCUCUUGCAAAUGGAUGGUGAAAGGCUUUCCCCCAAAGUCCUUGGACUAAAGAACAAAAUCAUUGCUGGACUGUAGGAUUUCUUCAGCCGCUCUUGUGAACACUGCUAAGGCGUUACGGUGUUUCAAACUGAAAAACAGAGUGAAUGGUGGACUGUAAUAUUCACACAGCCACUGGUGUGAACAUUUAAAACUGUACAAUGGAUUUUGUGGAAUAUUCACCUGAAAUAAAAAUUGCAAUCCUGGAAAUAAGAGCACAAAAUUCAUCCAUCCACUACCGCCAUAUGAAUAUU
This is a messenger RNA of Perca flavescens (yellow perch), 2022 nucleotides long. RefSeq lists its product as uncharacterized. The transcript has 6 exons. The coding region runs from base 164 to 1807 and encodes 547 amino acids. NCBI's taxonomy places the organism in Eukaryota, Metazoa, Chordata, Actinopteri, Perciformes, Percidae. The record is from RefSeq and is a predicted model, not a curated record.